CAUGGUAUCUGGGUUAGGAUAAUGGUACUUGCUCUUCUCCUUGUAAUCUCCAUCAAUUUUUUAAAAAUGAAAACAUCCACCUUCCAUGAGUUACUAACCAUGCUUUUUCCCGCGGGUUUACGCAAUACAUCUCCGCUUGGACCUCUUCUCAUCGCGGAAUUCCCUGCGACUUCGGGACUCCUAUUCUGGCCAUCUCCGUUCCUGGUCAUCGAUCAUGGCUGCUGUGGAGCUGGCUACUUUAGCCACGAGAUUCAAGAAAAAAAUUUUUUCUCAAAAAAAAAAAUUAAACUGCACUAAAAUAAACCAAUGCCAUCAUAUGGCAGGUAUCCCGCAUGCUAAGAUUUUCUGGGAGAAAUGUGGAUAUUUGCCUUCCAAAAUGGGAUAUCCAUUGCCAAGGGACAUACACGCAAACUCCCCUGGAUAUCGAUUAUAUUUAGAAUCACAUCGUUUCGUUUUGGUGGUUAUCAUUCUCGAUCAAGGUAAGUGUUCUGACCAUCAUAAUAACAAUGGGUUCGUGGGUGCGGCUCAUAGCCUACUAUCCUCGUAACGGUUUUCUUUACUAUGGGGUGCAAUAUCUGAAGGAUCCAGGCGAUAUGCGAUAGUGGUGGCUCUUUGACUUUGGAAGGUAUAUCGGCAUACAACUGGGAGGUUAGGGGUGUGGCUUCGGAUACAGAUCCAGCCUCUCACACCCGAAGUAUGUCCUGGAUAGGGUCAGUUAAUUGAAGCUACAGGGGUACAGUCUGCAGACGGGGGUUAGCAGUGUGAUCUAUCCUAGUUUCUUCCUUCUCCCUCAAACUACUGGAAUCUAGUCCAAUAGAUUGCACUGUGGCUAUUAUAAAAAAAAAA
Aspergillus alliaceus is the source of this 846-nucleotide messenger RNA. RefSeq lists its product as uncharacterized. The annotation marks the transcript as partial. The record is from RefSeq and is a predicted model, not a curated record. NCBI's taxonomy places the organism in Eukaryota, Fungi, Ascomycota, Eurotiomycetes, Eurotiales, Aspergillaceae. The transcript has a single exon.